Herpailurus yagouaroundi (jaguarundi) is the source of this 1399-nucleotide messenger RNA. RefSeq names its product aladin-like. NCBI's taxonomy places the organism in Eukaryota, Metazoa, Chordata, Mammalia, Carnivora, Felidae. Gene Ontology annotation, biological process: nucleocytoplasmic transport. Gene Ontology annotation, cellular component: nuclear pore. The record is from RefSeq and is a predicted model, not a curated record. The transcript has 6 exons. The annotation marks the transcript as partial.
UACAUCGUAAACAAUUGAGAAAUCUCCAUUGGUGGAGGCAUGAGUGAAUGAAUUACAGUUUAUCUGUUCAGGGGAACAGAGACAGUGGAGCCACUGAAAAGAAUGAGAUGGAUCUCUGUGAACGGACCUGAAAAGAUAACUGACUUAUUGUAAAGUUCAAGAAUAAGUUGUGUUCUAUGAUCUAGGAUCUCACUGGCACUAGAGGUAGUUACAGUUUUGUGGAAAAGGAAGAGGAUGGCAUUGAUUCAGGUCACAGCCUGCACCCGCCAGGCCAAGUAUGUGGUUCUGGAUGUACAGAGCUGACGAAGUCACAGCCUCAUGGUGGAGGAUGACCUCACAUGCAGCACCUUUGUGACAAGCAGAAAAUAAUGCGGGAGCACAGACAGGAAGACUAAUUCUGACAAGGAAAGACAGAAAGACAGGGUUUGCAGCACGGGAUGAGUUCUGGGGAGCAGCAGCAGAUAUUUCUGGAAGAGAACUUGGAACCCUGAAGUAGAGUCAUAGAUGAUCCCAGGCCCCAGGCCGGGCGAUGCGGCGGGGAGAGGGCUCUGGUCUGGGGCAGAGCGCGGCCUCUCCUCUGCUCAGCACCAUCCAGCGCUGCUGGUCAGUUCUUGUCUCCUGGAGGCCCACGAUACAAGCUUCCUCUCUUUCAUGCACUUUCAUCCAUGGACCUCAUGGUGACGACUCUGCCCGCCCUUCCUUCCUCCCUCCCUCCCUCCCUCCCUCCCUCCUUCCUUCCUUCCUUCCUUUUUUCUUUCACUUCCCUGACCCUUAUUCAUGUCUUCUAACUUGGAUUUGAGGGGCCAUUGGGUUUGGAAGUUUUAGUGGAAGGCAAGGAAGUAGAGUCGGGGGCGUUCCUUUUGUCGCCUUCUGACUUGAUACCGUUUCCCCUCGGCAGACCCUCUUCUGGCUGUGCACAAGUGCUCUCUCACCCUGGGCACACACCUGUCACCAGCUUGGCCUGGGCACCCAGUGGGGGACGACUGCUCUCAGCUUCACCUGUGGAUGCUGCUAUCCUGGUAUGGGAUGUCUCAACGGAGACCUGUGUUCCCCUUCCCUGGUUUCGCGGAGGUGGGGUUACCAAUCUGUUCUGGUCUCCGGAUGGCAGCAAAGUUCUGGCUACCACUCCUUCGGCUGUCUUUCGAGUCUGGGAGGCCCAGAUGUGGACGUGCGAGAGGUGGCCUACUCUGUCAGGGCGGUGUCAGAACGUUGCGGGGAGGGAAAGGGGCGCGUUGGAGGUGCAAAGUCAGCCACCAUUGUGGCGGAUCUGUCUGAGACAACAGUACAGACACCAGAUGGAGAGGAAAGACUUGGGGGAGAGGCUCACUCCAUGGUCUGGGACCCCAGUGGGGAACGUCUGGCUGUGCUCAUGAAAGGUAAGAGUUGGGAGGGCGCCUGG